AUGACAGAAGAAGCAAGUGUAGAUGAUCUUGAAGUUUGGAAUUAUCUGAAGAAGAAGAAGAAGAAGAAGAAAAAGAAAAAACACAAAGAAUACAGCGAGAAACAUGAAAGUGAUGAAGGUGAAAGCGCACAAAAUGCAGAGCUUGGCCAUGCUUCUCCACUGCUGUUGGAAGAUCAAGCAGUGCAGAGGGAUGAAGGUGAAGGUGAGGUCUGUAAAAAGAAGAAAAAAAGCAAACACAAGGGUGAGAAGCAGCAGUCUUUGUUAGAUAAUUCUUGUGUAGGACUGGAACAUGAAAUUAGUAAUGAAACUGUAGUGGAUGCUUUCCACAAGAAAAAGAAAAAGAAGAAGCGGAAGCGCGAUGAUAGUACAAAUGAGCAAAGUGAUGUGACUGGUGUCACGGUAAAUCAGUGUCUCACUGAUGAUUGUCAGGAGGCCGAUGCUGAUUACGUUUCUUUAGAGCAAGCUGUUAAGAAGAGAAGAAAACAUAAAUUGCCUCAAGAGGAUGAGGUACCUGAGCUGCCUACCUCAGAAGCAUGUGAUAACGGUGACAGUAAGACACCCAAGAAGAAGAAGAAGAAGAAGAAGAAGAAAAGAGACAGUGGUACCCAAGAUAUGCAGGAAGAUGCAGAUGCUACUGUUGACCAGUCAUUGCUGCCAUCUCCAGAGCAAAACAGGGAGGAGGAAGACACCGUCUUGCCGUUACUUACCAAAGAGUGUGGCAUGGCAACACCCCAGAAAGAGCAUGAAGAUGGUGACUGUGAUGCUUCUCCUGCCAUGAAUGAAGAAUCUGCAGAUGUACCUGCUAAUUUCUCCAGGCUGACUAAAGCAGCUCAUCGAUCUCGAAAAACUGCAGCGCAUGCUAGAAAGGCAGUAAAGAGCAGAAUUUUGGUCCUGGAAGAAAGCUCCUCGGAAUCUGAUGUAAUGACACCAGAACCCUCGGCGUCAAAUCAAAAGGACCAGAAUAGUUCCUCUGCAGCCUCUGAUGAGCCUGGUCUGGAUGAUGAAGAGCACCUGGACUCUGCCAUGUCUUCAGUCACGGCUUUGGAUGCUGCAAGACGAGAACUCGAAGAGUUUAUUCCUCAUGUGAAGAAUAUCUCAGACAAUUCAAUCAGGAAGAUGGCUGGAAGAGACCUGGCAAGGUUUAAAGAGUUUAAAAAGCAAGGUAUUGCUGUCAAGUUUGGCAGAUUUUCCAAGAAGGAAAAUGAUCAAAUCCGGAAAAAUAUCGAAGAGUUCAUAACGAUUACUGGAAUAGACAGUGCUGAAAAACUCCUGUUUACCUCGAGGUAUCCAGAAGAUGCAGAAACUAUCAAUCGCCUAAAAGCAGAACAUCUUUUCUGUGAAAAACUUUCUGAGGGCAUACCACGACCCUGGAGGCUGAUAUAUUAUCGAGCAAGGAAGAUGUUUGACCCGAAUAAUUACAAAGGGAGGUAUACGAAGGAAGAAAAAGAAAAAUUAAAGAAGUAUCAUGCUCUGCAUGGCAACGAUUGGAAGAAAAUUUCUGAGAUGAUGUCCCGUUCUAACCUCUCAGUUGCUAUGAAAUACUCUGAAAUCAAGUCAUCUAUUAAUUAUGGUCCUUGGUCAAAGGAAGAGGUCCAGAAAUUAAUGUGUGCAAUGGAGGAAGUGAUCAGGAGAAGAGUGGAAACAGAAGAUGCAGAUUCUCCUUCAUCAUUGAAAAAGUCACAUAGAGAUCUCUUGAUCGACCGUGAGAAACUGUGCCACAAAUUACCAUGGACUGAGAUUGAAGCUAAAGUGGGAACUCGGUAUUGGAGACAAUGUAAACAGAAAUGGACUUCAAUUUUAACAAACAAGAUGACCAAAGGGCAGAAGUUAUAUAGGGGAACCAAAGCAUUACAGGCCAAGAUCAAUCUUAUUAAAAGGUUGUAUGAACUGAAAGUGGAGGAUGCUAAUGAAGUAAACUGGGAAGAACUCUGUGAUACUAUUGGAGAUGUCCCUAGAUCCUAUGUUCAAACAAAAUUUUAUAAGCUAAAAGUCUCCAGUGUCCCUUUAUGGCGAAAAAAGACAUUUUCUGAAAUUAUUGAUUACCUCUUUCAAAAGAAACUUCCAGAACUUGAAGAAAUGUUACAGAAAAGGAAAGGGAAAAGUCUUAGUCCUGAGGAUUCAACAGCUAGGCAACAGAAAAAAGCAGCUUUCCGACUCAGUGACAUUUUUGACUCCAGUGAAGAGAGCGAUUAA
Messenger RNA from Eurypyga helias (sunbittern), 2193 nucleotides. RefSeq names its product transcription termination factor, RNA polymerase I (gene TTF1). The transcript has 10 exons. The record is from RefSeq and is a predicted model, not a curated record. Lineage: Eukaryota; Metazoa; Chordata; Aves; Eurypygiformes; Eurypygidae. Bases 1 to 2193 code for a protein of 730 amino acids.